CCCGCCCCGUUCGCCCCGCCCCGCCCCGCCCCGCCCGGGGCGCGGACUACAGCUCCCGGCAUGCCCGGCGCGCGGUACCUGCCCGCCCCCAGCCGCCGCGCCCGGAGGAUGCAGACGCCGGGGCGAGCGGGGAGGAUGGAGGCCGGGGAGGCAGCGCCGCCGGCGGGGGCGGGCGGCCGCGCGCCGGGCGGCUGGGGCAAGUGGGUGCGGCUCAACGUGGGGGGCACGGUGUUCCUGACCACCCGGCAGACGCUGUGCCGGGAGCAGAAGUCCUUCCUCAGCCGCCUGUGCCAGGGGGAAGAGCUGCAGUCGGACCGGGAUGAGACUGGGGCCUACCUCAUUGACCGUGACCCCACCUACUUUGGGCCCAUCCUGAACUUCCUCCGGCAUGGCAAGCUGGUGCUGGACAAGGACAUGGCCGAGGAGGGGGUCCUAGAGGAAGCCGAGUUCUACAACAUCGGCCCGCUGAUCCGCAUCAUCCAAGACCGGAUGGAGGAGAAGGACUAUCCUGUCACACAGGUCCCCCCCAAGCACGUGUACCGCGUGCUGCAGUGCCAGGAGGAGGAGUUGACGCAGAUGGUCUCCACCAUGUCAGACGGCUGGCGCUUCGAGCAGCUGGUGAACAUCGGCUCCUCCUACAACUAUGGCAAUGAGGACCAGGCUGAGUUCCUGUGCGUGGUGUCCAAGGAGCUCUACACCUCCCCGCACGGGCUGAGCUCUGAGUCCAGCCGCAAAACCAAGAGCACGGAGGAGCAGCUGGAGGACGAGCGGCGGCAGGAGGUGGAACAGGUGCAGGUGGAGGCAGGUCCCCGUCUGCACCCCUCAGGGCUGAGGCUGCGCUUGCAGCGAGGGCUUCUCCUCCUCGGGGCCCCUCGCCCGCCCCCCCCAGAGCCGCCAUCCCUGCUGUUACAAGCCAGAGGCACCCGGAUGUGAGGCCCCAGAUCACCUCCAGGGACUUGGGGUUCCGAUCUGAAAUCCUUUAUUUUUGUACCACGGGGUGGGGCCCCGGCUCCAGGCGGAGGAAGCACUCUCCCCCCUGCCACUUCUG
This is a messenger RNA of Leopardus geoffroyi (Geoffroy's cat), 1048 nucleotides long. It is a transcript of the gene KCTD17, whose product is annotated as potassium channel tetramerization domain containing 17. Gene Ontology annotation, cellular component: Cul3-RING ubiquitin ligase complex; cytoplasm. Gene Ontology annotation, biological process: proteasome-mediated ubiquitin-dependent protein catabolic process; protein homooligomerization. Gene Ontology annotation, molecular function: cullin family protein binding. The record is from RefSeq and is a predicted model, not a curated record. NCBI's taxonomy places the organism in Eukaryota, Metazoa, Chordata, Mammalia, Carnivora, Felidae.